CGCGCGGCCGAAGACGGGCGGCCGCGCGGGAGUGUGUGCGCCGGGAGCGGGCUGAGGGAUUGCAAGGCAGCCGGCGGCGACCAUGGCAGCGGGCCGGCGGCGGCCGUAGUGGCCCAGGCCUGGGCUUCAGCCUCCCGGGGCCCCAGAGGGUGGGGCGGUCUGGGCCGCGGCGGUGGCGGCGCCACUUCCCCGCUCCCGCCCGAGGACUCCUGCGGGCGCUCGCGGAGGACCAGCGGACCGGCGGCGCGAAUCUGACUGAGGGGCGGGGACGCCGUCUGUUCCCCGGCGCUCCCGACCGGGCCGGGCCGGGCGGGCCCCUGGGAGCAGUCCCCGGGCGGGGGACCGCCGCGGAGACCCGAAGCCGGAGCUAGAGGCGGGCGGUGGGCCCAGGCGGAGUCCCGGCCGAAGCUGGUGGUGCGGGGGCGGUGCUAGGCCCCGAGGCUGCCGGACCUGAGCGCGAGGAGCCUGAGUGCGGGUCCCGCGGUGGCGGCAUGAGCCGGCCCCCGCCGACGGGGAAAAUGCCCGGCGCCCCCGAAACCGUGCCGGGGGACGGGGCCGGCGCGAGCCGCCAGAGGAAGCUGGAGGCGCUGAUCCGAGACCCUCGCUCCCCCAUCAACGUGGAGAGCUUGCUGGAUGGCUUAAAUUCCUUGGUCCUUGAUUUAGAUUUUCCUGCUUUGAGAAAAAACAAGAACAUAGAUAAUUUCUUAAAUAGAUAUGAGAAAAUUGUGAAAAAAAUCAGAGGUCUACAGAUGAAGGCAGAAGACUAUGAUGUUGUAAAAGUUAUUGGAAGAGGUGCUUUUGGUGAAGUGCAGUUGGUUCGUCAUAAGGCAUCGCAGAAGGUUUAUGCUAUGAAGCUUCUUAGUAAGUUUGAAAUGAUAAAAAGAUCAGAUUCUGCCUUUUUUUGGGAAGAAAGAGAUAUUAUGGCCUUUGCCAAUAGCCCCUGGGUGGUUCAGCUUUUUUAUGCCUUUCAAGAUGAUAGGUAUCUGUACAUGGUAAUGGAGUACAUGCCUGGUGGAGACCUUGUAAACCUUAUGAGUAAUUAUGAUGUGCCUGAAAAAUGGGCCAAAUUUUACACUGCUGAAGUUGUUCUUGCUCUGGAUGCAAUACACUCCAUGGGUUUAAUACACAGAGAUGUGAAGCCUGACAACAUGCUCUUGGAUAAACAUGGACAUCUAAAAUUAGCAGAUUUUGGCACGUGUAUGAAGAUGGAUGAAACAGGCAUGGUACAUUGUGAUACAGCAGUUGGAACACCUGAUUAUAUAUCACCUGAGGUUCUGAAAUCACAAGGGGGUGAUGGUUACUAUGGGCGAGAAUGUGAUUGGUGGUCUGUAGGUGUUUUCCUUUUUGAGAUGCUAGUGGGGGAUACUCCAUUUUAUGCGGAUUCACUUGUAGGAACAUAUAGCAAAAUUAUGGAUCAUAAGAAUUCACUGUGUUUCCCUGAAGAUGCAGAAAUUUCCAAACAUGCGAAAAAUCUCAUCUGUGCUUUCUUAACAGAUAGGGAGGUACGACUUGGGAGAAAUGGGGUAGAAGAAAUCAGACAACAUCCUUUCUUUAAGAAUGAUCAGUGGCAUUGGGAUAACAUAAGAGAAACGGCAGCUCCUGUAGUACCUGAACUCAGCAGUGACAUAGACAGCAGCAAUUUCGAUGACAUUGAAGAUGACAAAGGAGAUGUAGAAACCUUCCCAAUUCCUAAAGCUUUUGUUGGAAAUCAGCUGCCUUUCAUAGGAUUUACCUACUAUAGAGAAAAUUUAUUAUUAAGUGACUCUCCAUCUUGUAGAGAAAAUGAUUCAAUACAAUCAAGGAAAAAUGAAGAAAGUCAAGAGAUUCAGAAAAAACUGUAUACAUUAGAAGAACAUCUUAGCAGUGAGAUACAAGCCAAAGAGGAACUGGAACAGAAGUGCAAAUCUGUUAAUACUCGCCUAGAAAAAACAGCAAAGGAGCUAGAAGAGGAGAUUACCUUAAGGAAAAGUGUGGAAUCAGCAUUAAGGCAGUUAGAAAGAGAAAAGGCGCUUCUUCAGCACAAAAAUGCAGAAUAUCAGAGGAAAGCUGAUCAUGAAGCAGACAAGAAACGAAAUUUGGAAAAUGAUGUUAACAGCUUAAAAGAUCAACUUGAAGAUUUGAAAAAAAGAAAUCAAAACUCUCAAAUAUCCACUGAGAAAGUGAAUCAACUCCAGAGACAACUGGAUGAAACCAAUGCUUUACUGCGAACAGAAUCUGAUACUGCAGCCCGGUUAAGGAAAACCCAGGCAGAAAGUUCAAAACAGAUUCAGCAGCUAGAAUCUAACAAUAGAGAUCUACAAGAUAAAAACUGCCUGCUGGAGACUGCCAAGUUAAAACUUGAAAAGGAAUUUAUCAAUCUUCAAUCAGCACUAGAAUCUGAAAGGAGGGAUCGAACCCAUGGAUCAGAGAUAAUUAAUGAUUUACAAGGUAGAAUAUCUGGCCUAGAAGAAGAUUUAAAGAACGGCAAAAUCUUAAUAGCGAAAGUAGAACUGGAGAAGAGACAACUGCAGGAGAGAUUUACUGAUUUGGAAAAGGAAAAAAGCAACAUGGAAAUAGAUAUGACAUACCAACUAAAAGUUAUACAGCAGAGCCUAGAACAAGAAGAAGCUGAACAUAAGGCCACAAAGGCACGACUAGCAGAUAAAAAUAAGAUCUAUGAGUCCAUCGAAGAAGCCAAAUCAGAAGCCAUGAAAGAAAUGGAGAAGAAGCUCUUGGAGGAAAGAACUUUAAAACAGAAAGUGGAGAACCUAUUGCUAGAAGCUGAGAAAAGAUGUUCUAUAUUAGACUGUGACCUCAAACAGUCACAGCAGAAAAUAAAUGAGCUCCUUAAACAGAAAGAUGUGCUAAAUGAGGAUGUUAGGAACCUGACAUUAAAAAUAGAGCAAGAAACUCAGAAGCGCUGCCUUACACAAAAUGACCUGAAGAUGCAAACACAACAGGUUAACACACUAAAAAUGUCAGAAAAGCAGUUAAAGCAAGAAAAUAACCAUCUCAUGGAAAUGAAAAUGAACUUGGAAAAACAAAAUGCUGAACUUCGAAAAGAACGUCAGGAUGCAGAUGGGCAAAUGAAGGAGCUCCAGGAUCAGCUCGAAGCAGAACAGUAUUUCUCAACCCUUUAUAAAACACAAGUUAGGGAGCUUAAAGAAGAAUGUGAAGAAAAGACCAAACUUGGUAAAGAAUUACAGCAAAAGAAACAGGAAUUACAGGAUGAACGGGACUCCUUGGCUGCCCAACUGGAGAUCACCUUGACCAAAGCAGAUUCUGAGCAACUGGCUCGUUCAAUUGCUGAAGAACAAUAUUCUGAUUUGGAAAAAGAGAAGAUCAUGAAAGAGCUGGAGAUCAAAGAGAUGAUGGCUAGACACAAACAGGAACUUACCGAAAAAGAUGCCACAAUUGCUUCUCUUGAAGAAACUAAUAGGACACUAACUAGUGAUGUUGCCAAUCUUGCGAAUGAGAAAGAAGAAUUAAAUAACAAACUGAAAGAUGUUCAAGAGCAACUGUCAAGAUUGAAAGACGAAGAAAUAAGCGCAGCAGCUAUUAAAGCACAGUUCGAGAAACAGCUGUUAACAGAAAGAACACUCAAAACUCAAGCUGUGAAUAAGUUGGCUGAGAUCAUGAAUCGAAAAGAACCUGUCAAGCGUGGUAAUGACACAGAUGUGCGGAGAAAAGAGAAGGAGAAUAGAAAGCUACAUAUGGAGCUUAAAUCUGAACGUGAGAAAUUGACCCAGCAGAUGAUCAAGUAUCAGAAAGAACUGAAUGAAAUGCAGGCACAAAUAGCUGAAGAGAGCCAGAUUCGAAUUGAACUGCAGAUGACAUUGGACAGUAAAGACAGUGACAUUGAGCAGCUGCGAUCACAACUCCAAGCCUUGCAUAUUGGUCUGGAUAGUUCCAGUAUAGGCAGUGGACCAGGGGAUGCUGAGGCAGAUGAUGGGUUUCCAGUUCAUAUCACUCAGUCACACACUAUGGAAUCCAUGUCAUUCACCUACCAGCGUUCCUCUACUUCUCUCAAUAUUGCCACUAAGCCUUCCAGUUCUCACAUGCUCCUUGACUCUGAUUCUGACUCAGAAGAAGAAUCUUUGCCUUACUUACCCAUUUCAUCGGAACCUAAUGGUACAGAAUCAAGAUUAGAAGGAUGGCUUUCAUUGCCUGCACGAAACAACACUAAGAAAUUUGGAUGGGUUAAAAAGUAUGUGAUUGUAAGCAGUAAGAAGAUUCUUUUCUAUGACAGUGAACAAGAUAAAGAACAAUCUAAUCCUUACAUGGUUUUAGAUAUAGACAAGUUAUUUCAUGUCCGACCAGUUACACAGACAGAUGUAUAUAGAGCAGAUGCUAAAGAAAUUCCGAGGAUAUUCCAGAUUCUGUAUGCCAAUGAAGGAGAAAGUAAGAAGGAACAAGAAUUUCCAGUGGAGCCAGUUGGAGAAAAAUCUAAUUAUAUUUGCCACAAGGGACAUGAGUUUAUUCCUACUCUUUAUCAUUUCCCAACCAACUGUGAGGCUUGUAUGAAGCCCCUGUGGCACAUGUUUAAGCCUCCUCCUGCUUUAGAGUGUCGCCGUUGCCAUAUUAAGUGUCAUAAAGACCACAUGGACAAAAAGGAGGAGAUUAUAGCACCUUGCAAAGUGUAUUAUGAUAUUUCAACGGCAAAGAAUCUAUUAUUACUAGCAAACUCUACAGAAGAGCAGCAGAAGUGGGUUAGUCGAUUGGUGAAAAAGAUACCUAAAAAGCCCCCAGCUCCAGACCCUUUUGCACGAUCAUCUCCUAGAACUUCAAUGAAGAUACAGCAAAACCAGUCUAUUAGACGGCCAAGUCGACAGCUUGCCCCAAACAAACCUAGAUUGCUUGAUUUGGCAUUUAAAGACUGGGAUUGGUCAUUUGAUGAUGUUGAUGGUGGUGGUGAUGAUGAUGACGAUGUUUUUGAUUUCUGAAGAAAUAAAUGGGCUAACUGCCUUCUAUGAAAGCAGUCAUUAUUCAAGGUGAUCGUAUUCUUCCAGUGAGAACAAGCCUGAAAUAUGAUGGCCCAAAAUUUAUUAAAAAGCUAUAUUUUCCUGAGAGACUGAUACAUACACUCAUACAUAUAUGUGUUCCCCUUUUCCCUGUAAUAUAAAUUACAAAUCUGGGCUCCUUUGAAGCAGCAGGUUGAACCAACAAUGAUUGGUUGAUAGACUAAGGAUAUAUGCAACUCUUCCAGACUUUUCCAUAAAGCGCUCUUGGCAGUCACUCACACUACAAUGCACACAAGGAUUGAGAAGAGUUAAAGUCUAAAGAAAAUGUCUUUUCUAGCUUCAACAGAGAGGUUUCACCAGCACAUUUACCAGAAGAAUCUGGGAAUGGAUUCCACUACAGUGAUAUUGACUGCAUCUUUAAGAAGUGACCAUUAUACUGUGUAUAUAUAUAUAAACACACAACAUACAUAUAUAUAUAUAUAUAUAUAUAUAUAUAUAGUACUCUAAUACUGCAAGGUUUUUUAAACUUCCCACUUUAUUUUUUUAUACACAUUAAUCAGAUAUCAUUACUUACUGCAGUUGCAACUAUGCACUUGUAUAAAGCCAUAAUGUUGGAGUUUAUAUCACUCAUUCCUGUGUACCUGAUGGAAGUUGCAUGUUCAUGUUUAAGCAGUUACUGUAACAAGAAGUUUAAUUAUAUCAGUUUCCUAAUGCUUCAUGAUAGGCAACUUGACCCAUUUUGAAUGCCUUAAUUUAAUUUUUUUUCAAAGUCUCAGCCCUUUCUGUAUUAAAAAACAAAAAGUGUUUACCAGCUCUUAGGAUGUAAACUAGCUUUGUGGAAGAGAAAUCGUGCACUAUUUUUACACAUAAAUAGUUAUAUCAAUGUCAGCCUAUUUUGAUUAACAAAUGUUUUUAAAGUAUUAUUGGUUAUAGAAACAAUAAUGGAUGGUGUGUUGGAACUAAUAUAUCCUUGAUGUCUAUUAUUCAUUCAACCCUUUUUACAGACCUCAGUAUUAGUCUGUGACUACAAAAUAUUUUCUUUGCUUUAAAUUUGCUGGCUACCCUAGAUAUGUUUUUAUUCCUGGUAAAGACAUUUGUGAUUACAUUUUCACACUUAAGAUUCAAAAAUUUUCCCAAAUAUAAAGAAAACUAAGAUGGACUGUAGAUACAUUUUAAAUAUUUAAAUAUGAUCCUCAGACAUACAGCUGUGUGUGGCAAUAUUUUAGUACUGGGUUAAGAAAACUGGUAACUGGGAAGAAGUGGCCUCAAAGGCACUUAAUUUGAUUUUUAUUUUUUAAAUGCUGUCAAAGUUACAGUUUAUGCAGGACCAUUCGUGUUAUAUUCUCAUGAUCCCAGAUAAGUGUAUGUUUUAUACUGCAACAGUAUGCAGCAAUAGUAAGCAUCAAGUUUUUUUUUGUUUUUUUUAAAUUAUGAAGUCUUUUAACAGUCUCUCUUUAUAUAAAUACACACAGAGUUUGGUAUGGUAUUUAAAUACAUCAUCUGGCCGGGCGCGGUGGCUCACGCCUGUAAUCCUAGCAUUUUGGGAGGCUGAGACGGGCGGAUCACCUGAGGUCAGGAGUUCAAGACCAGCCUGGCCAACAUGGUGAAACUCUGUUUCUACCAAUAUACAAAAACUAGCUGGGCAUGAUGGCGGUUGCCUGUAAUCCCAGCUACUCGGGAGGCUGAGACAGGAGAAUCGCUUGAACCCAGGAGACAGUGGUUGCAGUGAGCCAAGACCGCACCACUACACUCCGGCCUGGGCAGCUGAGCGAGACUCCGUCUCAAAAAAAAAAAAAAAUGUCAUCUAAUAUUUCAAUGAAGGAAGUAGGCAUUUUUCAUUGAUUCCCUCUGACAUCAGAGAUGUUUAAAGAGUUAGAUCCACAAUAGAUAGUAUUGUGGAAACUGAAGAGUAGCCACUGGCCUACUGAUAGACUGAAACUGAUUUUGUUAUUCUUACGUUCUCCAGUCUGCACUCUGCUGUGCUGUCUGUGCUCAGACUAGAUGUGCAUGCCGUUUCCCUUGCAGGUGUGUUCUGCAGCUCUGGUUUUGGGGGACAGCUCUUUUUUAAGUAAGAUUAAAAAAUAAAAAAUAUAUAAAAUUUAUAUAGAAUAAAUAUUUCCAUUCAUUAGAGUUGUUAAAAGGAGACUGAAUGAAUAUUUUAUAUAAAGAUUUUGUUACAUUAUGGGAGGUUCUAUCCUAUUCUGAAUUGGAGAGUAUAUAUAUAUAUAUAUAUUUUUAAUAAACUUUAUUAAGGUGAAAUAAUUUCAAGUUUACACGAGUAACAAAUAUUUGAGUAAAAAAGGCAAAAGUUUAAAUUUGGAAUGCUGUAUAUAUUAGAGAAUCUGAGGAAUCAUGGUGUGACCAACUGUACAAGGAAGAUUCAUAUGAAGGUCUUGGGGAAACAUAAUUCUGAAGGGUGAAAAAAAAUCUCUCCCAUGGAGAUUCUUCACAUUAUAUGGUUUGACGUAAGGGUUUAUAAGGUUGUUUGUCCAACUAAUGAAAAUGCGCUUAAUAAAAAAUUCUGGCCUUGGGUGAGAAUUCGCUUUUUACCGCAUUGCCGCUUUCACGUACAUACAUGAGUGCAUGCAUCUAUAAACGUGUUUUCUUUCCAACACUUAUUAAAUAUGAAACAACCUGAUUUUGUGCUCGUUUCUCUUUUUUCUUGAGGCCCUAAAGCUUCCAAGAUAAAUAUAAGACUAAAAGUUGCUUGUUCCUUCACACCUGAUUUCUCCUAGAGCCAUAAAUACCUCCUAUGGGGAACUAAGAAAUCAUGAAUACUGGGAUUUUCUUAUUGGAUUUUUUACUUUUGUUUUGUGGGGAUGACGAGACAGAAGUGAAAGGAAAACUGGUGCCGAUAUUGCUGUUUAAUGUAUAGUGAAAGUUUUUAAAGUAUUAAUUUUAAAAAACCAUGUUCUCUAGAAACAAAUUUUAAAAAUCUAUAUGAAAGUUUUAAAAUGUUCUAGCUAACUAAUGGAUAAGCAUACCAGUAAAGCCAAAAUAAAGGUUAGUGCUUUUAAAACUAACCUGUGUUAGAGUUACAUGAAUCCGGCUCUAAAGUAUCUGUUUUGCAUCCAUUUAUCUAUAGAUCCUAAACAAAUACUCUAGGUUGCUACACCACAGUUUUAAGAAGUUAUGCUGCGGCUGGUGGUAAAGUAGAGAAACUCGGACACUGUAUUAACCUUAUUGAAACAUGCUUUAAAUCGUGUCUAAAAUCUGAUUUGAGCAAGUCACUGCCGAGCUUCUCAGUCUGCAUUGACACUGCUACUGACUCACCUCUCCUUCCCUGGAAUAAGGCUUCAGCUUCCCUAUGUUGUGAAGACACCAUUUGUAAGCACUUUGAACAUAAGCACUGUGUGACAGCGCUGGAUAUCAUGCUUGGGGGGGCCUCUCCCUGACUCCCAUCCCCGUAAUAAUGAGUUUUGUUUGAAAUUGUAAUAAGUAAUGAACUGCAUGGUUUAGAAAAUCAUAACUAUUUGAUCAGCUGUCCCCUCUGAACAAAAAUUGCACCCCUUUUUCUUUUUUUAAAGUUUUGUUGCAUCUUUGUAGUAAUGUAAUUGUAUUUCAUGCCUGCUUUUUAUAAAAAAAAAAUAAAAUAAAUGGAGACAUAAGCA
Rhinopithecus roxellana (golden snub-nosed monkey) is the source of this 8551-nucleotide messenger RNA. RefSeq names its product Rho associated coiled-coil containing protein kinase 2 (gene ROCK2). The transcript has 35 exons. Gene Ontology annotation, molecular function: Rho-dependent protein serine/threonine kinase activity; small GTPase binding; ATP binding. NCBI's taxonomy places the organism in Eukaryota, Metazoa, Chordata, Mammalia, Primates, Cercopithecidae. Gene Ontology annotation, biological process: peptidyl-threonine phosphorylation; mitotic cytokinesis; positive regulation of centrosome duplication. The record is from RefSeq and is a predicted model, not a curated record. Bases 492 to 4922 code for a protein of 1476 amino acids. Gene Ontology annotation, cellular component: cytoskeleton; centrosome; cytoplasm.